AUGAACAAUAAGAGAAAGAGUAUGGUGCACCUCCACUUGAGUCUGAACCAGGCUCCUCCUGAAUCUGAUGAAUCUAAAUCGAUGGUUGGGUUUCGGAAUCCGGACUUGCAGUUUGGGACAACGCAAAAAACUGGUGUGCUGUUGGAAGUCAGACCCGCGGGCCUUGGGCAUGAAGAAUUAUUUUCCAACACCUCUGGAAAUCAGCUCGAUGAUGAGGAUGAAGAAGUCGAGGCUAUCAAGCAGCAGAUCAAAUUCGCCAAACAGGAAAGCUUGAGUAGUACUCGUAACGCCUUAAGGAUCGCCAGAGAGGCCGAGGGAACCGCUCGUAAUACUAUGAACCGACUUGGGGAACAAUCUGACCGAUUGGCCAACACGGAGAAUCAUCUGGAUUUGGCCAAGGCACACGCCAAAGGCAAACGAGACGCACACGAGCAGAAAUUAACAUCAAGACACGAGGAGGAAAAGGCAGAGGACCGCAGAAACCUUGAAGGCUUUAGACAAGGGGGUCCAAAUCAACCGAAAGGAGCACUCGGAGGAUUACGGUCUAGAUUGGCCGAUAAGGCUCGGUGCCAAUUCGAGAACACCGAAAGUGACGACGAGUUGGAGGAUGAGUUGGACAACAACCUCGACGAGAUCUCUGGCUUGACCUCCCGCUUGAUGGGCACAGAGAUCGACUCCCAAAACCAUCACUUGGCCUUGAUUGAGUUUGUUGUCUUGACUUAUACAGCCUUAGACACUUUUGGCUUGGUUUAUCGCUUCAGAGCUUCUUUCAUCCUUUCUCAACUGAUUGUCCGAAGGGGGAAGAGGGAGUGGAGAGAGGCAGAAUAG
Molecule: messenger RNA, 828 nt
Organism: Puccinia graminis f. sp. tritici CRL 75-36-700-3
Lineage: Eukaryota; Fungi; Basidiomycota; Pucciniomycetes; Pucciniales; Pucciniaceae
Exons: 9
Coding region: 1-828 (275 amino acids)
Biological process (GO): exocytosis; vesicle fusion
Cellular component (GO): plasma membrane; SNARE complex
Molecular function (GO): syntaxin binding; SNAP receptor activity
Source: RefSeq, a predicted model, not a curated record